AUGAGCUAUAACGGUCCGCCUGCCGGAGGUGCGACUCCUUAUCAGCAGCCUGCACAGCCGUUUGGAAACGGCCAGCAGAUGUACGGUCAGCAGCCAUAUGGACCGCCGCAAGGACAGCAGCAAUUUGCUCCGCCACAAAAUGGGCAGCAAGGGUACGGACAACAGCCGUACGCGCCGCCGCAGUAUGGCCAGCCCCAGUACCCUCAGAGCUUCCAGCAGGGCGGUCCCUCGCAACAAGGCCCAACUCCGCAGCAGGGACCCAAUGCCUUUCCUCCCAAGAAGAAAGGCAAUCCCAUAAUCACGCGGUACCCUCCGCCGCCCGGAUAUCGCGGCCCAGCUCAACACCAAAACGGUCCUCCACAGCCGUUUCAGCAGCCGGCACAAGGCUUCCAACCGCCCCCACAGGCCUAUCCUCAGCAAGCACCGCAAGGAUACCCACCUCAACAAGGCUAUCAGCAGCCGCCCAAUUACCAACAGGCACCACAAGGAUAUCAACAGCCACCGCCGCAGGGAGGGUAUCCACCUCAACAGCAAGGAUGGCAGCAGCCUCAGGGCUGGCAGGCUCCUCCCCAAGGCGGCUACCCGCCGCAACAGCAAGGCUAUCAACAACCAGGUUAUCCCCCACAGCAAGGUUAUCAGCAGCCACCUCAAGGCUACCAAGCGCCGCCUCAGGGCUAUCCACCACAGCAGGGCUACCCACCGGCUCAAGGGUACCCUCAGCAAGGGUAUCCGCCUCUUCAAGGGUCACCUGAUGGAUCCGCUCCGACCCCCAACUACCAGGGACCAAAUUCUCAGUGGCAGCCACCACCACAGCAGCCGUAUCCGCCGCAGAACGAGCAGUGGGCCAAUCCACCUCAGCACACUGCAUCUCCGAGUGGUCCUCCGGUACCAACCACAGAACGAUCCACUCCGAUACAGAGUCAACGGCACCCAUCCAGGGCCAUGAGCAUGACGUCAGACAGGACCACUGUUCCGAAACCUAGUGAGAAUGAUCCUGCCGGCCUUGCUCUGGACGAUUGGGACUUUGACUUUGAUGGUGCGCUCUGGCCGAAAGGGUGUGACGCCGUUGAUCCCGACUUGAGCAUUGGGAUCAUCAUUUGGCAUCCCGCAACCCAAGCGACACGCGCAGUGCCCUCGACGUUCGCAGAAGCGGAGAAACGUGACGAGGACGUGCCCUACGCGCCUCUUGGAAACGGAGAGUCUGUCUCGAAGUACUUCACGCUGGAGAACGACUACGAAGCCUUCCUGGACGUCCGGCAGACGGAUCAUUGGCCGAUGGUCCAAAAUGACCCAAUUUUCAUCCAGUUUCCCGCCACAUGCGACCUGAUCCCAUUGGAAGAUGUUAUCGCAAAUCGCGACCGCCCAGACAUCGAGGAGGACGAGCCAGUGGCUAACGGUGGGAACGGUGAGCAGGCAUCUAACGGUAAUGUCAUGGAUAGCUUGGAACAGGCGCUCGAUUUAAGCGAGAUCGUCAACGGAAGAAGAUCUAGCGUGAAGCCUGCUGCUGAGCCAAAGGAUGAUGGCCAAGAAGAUAUACUUGCUCGGCUAGGUGUCACCGGUUCACCGAAGCCUGUGUUCCCUACGCCGGGACCGGCCUAUGUGCCCAGGUCUCGGUCCGACAGCUGGAAAAUCGGCAACUCCGGGCUGCCAAGGCCGAACUCUUUCGCCUUCUCAAACGAUGGCAUGAAGCACUACGGUGCACCGCCACCGCCGCCAGAGCCUCAGCGCUCGCCCUCAUACGAUCCUUGGAAGACUGAUGACACACCUCGUGCCAGUCGUUUCGAUGGCAAGCGAGAUCCAAGCCCGGCCCGAUCUGAUAAAACUGCCACUGGCUCAGACUUCCACGCUGAUGAUACUAGCGGCACUAACUCAGCAGACAUGAAGCCACCGCCAACUCUGCUACGUUCCGAAAGCAGCACGGCCCGGAAGAGGAGCUAUGAUGAAUCAGACAGAGACAGAGAGACCGAGGGCCGGAGACGCCAGGAAGACGACGUGACCCCCAAAUACAAGCGGAGACAACCGCGUGUUGCAGCUGCAUACAGGUAA
This is a messenger RNA of Coniosporium apollinis CBS 100218, 2046 nucleotides long. RefSeq lists its product as uncharacterized. The record is from RefSeq and is a predicted model, not a curated record. The transcript has 4 exons. NCBI's taxonomy places the organism in Eukaryota, Fungi, Ascomycota, Dothideomycetes. The coding region runs from base 1 to 2046 and encodes 681 amino acids.